AUGGCAAAUGGAUGUUGUACAAAUGAAUUAUGUGUGAGGAGAGAAACACAAUUACGUUUAGCUCGACUUCGUGAAGAAUUAUUGACUAAUUUUAAUACUCUCCUUAUCGGCCGUAUUCGUUUUCUCGAACAAACAAUUAAUCGAUUAUCGGUAAUAUCGUCAUCACCAACAAAAACUUCAUUAUCAGCAAAACUAAAAAUGACUGUCGCAUCGAAGUCUGUAAAAAUUGAUCGAUUAAAACCACCACCGCUACUUCGACGUAGUUCGUCAGCAACAGCCGCCUUUCUUCAACGUUCUACUGAUUCCAAUUUGACAGGAGCAGAUACUAAUGUUCGUUCAUGUCCCUCAAGCGUCGAUCUAUCGGGUAACAAAGCAAAGCGAAAACAGUUUUUAUCAACCAAUAAAUUACAUCGUACACAAGAUAGAACAUUAUUAGAAUACAAUACUGCCUGUUUACCGAUUCCGAUAAAUCGACAAUGGGCGCGUUCAACCAAUGACUUACCAUCAAGUACAAGCGUUAAUAGUGAAAAGGGCCGUUUUGAAUCAAGACGUUUUGCAUGUGAUGUUGACGAUAAUGGUGUUCGAGCAUUCAAAGCAAUGAUUUAUAUGGAGCAAGCUAGAAAACAACAUGUCCGACCAUUAACUCGUUUACGACAAGCACUGGGCAUAUCAAGUAAUAGUACUACAGGGAAUUUCCCAUCAAAUAUUGCAAAGAAACAGUCAAAUUUUUAA
Molecule: messenger RNA, 732 nt
Organism: Rotaria socialis
Lineage: Eukaryota; Metazoa; Rotifera; Eurotatoria; Philodinida; Philodinidae
Source: the annotation of a GenBank genome assembly